CACUAUACCGGAACCAGCCCUGACACACAAGAUAAACAUUCGUCUCGGCCACAAUCUCUAAAAUGGCUGAGUCUUGUUCAUUAUUUGGUGAAGAACAAUUCACCUGUUCAAUUUGUCUGGAUCUACUGAAGGAGCCUGUGACCAUUCCUUGUGGACACAGUUACUGCAUGGGCUGUAUAAAGGACUACUGGAGUCUAAAUAACCAGACAGGUGUCUACAGCUGUCCUCAGUGUAGACAGAUAUUCACCACAAGGCCUGCUCUGAACAAAAAUACCAUGUUUGCAGAGGUAGUGGAAAGACUGAAGAAGACUGAAGAACUCCAAGCUGACCCUUCUGUUCCUAGUUAUGCUGAACCAGGGGAUAUUGUGUGUGAUGUCUGUACUGGGAGAAAGCAGAAAGCCAUCAAGUCUUGUCUUCUGUGCCUGGCCUCGUACUGUGAAACACACCUCAAGCUUCAUGACAAGCUAAACCCAGGAAAACGACACAGGCUUGAGGAAGCCUCCAUACAGCUACAGGAGAAGAUCUGCUCCCAACAUGACAAACUGCUGGAGGUUUACUGCCGUACCGAUCAACAUUGUAUCUGCUAUGAGUGUUUGAUGGGUGUACACAAAGGCCAUGAAACCGUUUCAGCUGUAGCUGAAAGCACAGAAAAACAGAAAGAACUGAAGGAGGCACACAAGAAAUCCAAGCAAGUAAUCAAGAGGAAAGAGAAGGAGCUAUUGCGGUUGAAGCAGGCCAUGGAGUCUCUCACAUACUCAGCACAGGUAGCUGUGGAAGACAGUGACAAGGUCUUUGAUGAAAUUAUCCGCUCUGUUGAGAAGUGGCACUCUGAUGUGAAAAGACUGAUCAGAUCACAGGAGAAUGCUGCUGUGGGCCAGGCUGAAGAGCAGGUUGAUCAGUUGCAAAGGGAGAUUGCAGAGUUGAGGAGGAGAGAUGCUGAGCUUGGGCAGUUGUCAAAAACAAAAGAUUCUAUUAUUUUCCUCCAGAGCUGUCAAACAAUCCUAGCCCUCCCUGGAUGUGGAGACUCAUGCAGCAUCAAUGUCAGCCAACAAGUGUCUUUUGAAGGCGUGAAGAAAUCUGUGGCUGAACUGAAACAGCGAUUGGAGGACAUCUGCAAAGGGACCUUCGUAAAAAUCUCUAAAAAAGUACAGGAUGUUCAUAUUCUGCAGGCAUCAAAUCCCAGUCCACGUGAGCCAAUUUUCACCACACAUUUGCACUAAAAUUACAUCAGCACAAUCACAGUUUAUCUUGAGACUAAUGCAACAUAAUUGACUGUCUUUAGUUCAUUAUUUCUGUAUCCCUCUAGUUCUACCCCAAGUAAAAGAAAAGUUUGUGGAGAGUAAAGUACCAACAACAAGGGAGGAGUUUUUGAAAUAUGCCUGUCAGCUCACAUUGGACCUAAACACCGCACAUAAAAACCUCCUUCUCUCCAAAGACAACAAAGAUGCUGUAUGGAAGGAUGUGGCACUGCCUUAUCCUGACCACCCAGAGAGAUUUGUAAACAAUGCUGUAGUACUGUGUAGAGAGGCUCUGUCAGGUCGCUGUUACUGGGAAGUUGAAUGGAGUGGAGUACAGGUUGUUAUGGGUGUUGCAUAUAAGGGGAUAAACAGAAAGAAGUGUCCUAGUCAUGAUCAUUUUGAUUGGAUUUUAAACUUUCAUGAACAGACCUGGAGUUUGGAUGUGUUUGGUCGCUGUGUUUGGGAGAAUACUAAACAGACUAAACAACUACCUUUUUGGCCUUCUAAGAAAAUAGGGCUCUACUUGGAUCACAAGGCUGGAUCGCUAGCGUUCUAUAACAUUACUGACACAAUGACCCUCCUCUAUAGAGUACAAACUACAUUCACUCAACCACUCUAUCCUGUUUUCUGGAUAAAAGUACAGUCCAGGAUGAAAUUGUGCCGCAUGAAAUAAAUGAAAAUGAUUAUUAUAAAAAUAUGAUGCUUUUUGAAAUCCUCUUUUUACAUUGAAAAGAAGUAUGGGGGUUUGUCUGUUUGGGAUUAUAAACGGCACCCACUUCUAACGGCAAUCAUUUACACCAAAUUAUACAAAUUAUAUGCUGUAUGAGUAAGAAGGAAGUAUACCAAUUGCAUACAAGAAUGAAUAAAAAUAAAUGAAUGGUAA
Messenger RNA from Oncorhynchus kisutch (coho salmon), 2121 nucleotides. Its product is annotated as tripartite motif-containing protein 16. The record is from RefSeq and is a predicted model, not a curated record. Gene Ontology annotation, molecular function: zinc ion binding; protein binding. Lineage: Eukaryota; Metazoa; Chordata; Actinopteri; Salmoniformes; Salmonidae. Bases 63 to 1220 code for a protein of 385 amino acids. The transcript has 6 exons.